This is a messenger RNA of Bombina bombina (fire-bellied toad), 3422 nucleotides long. RefSeq names its product V-set and immunoglobulin domain containing 10 (gene VSIG10). Gene Ontology annotation, cellular component: cell-cell junction. Gene Ontology annotation, molecular function: cell adhesion molecule binding. Bases 678 to 2402 code for a protein of 574 amino acids. Gene Ontology annotation, biological process: cell-cell adhesion. The transcript has 10 exons. NCBI's taxonomy places the organism in Eukaryota, Metazoa, Chordata, Amphibia, Anura, Bombinatoridae. The record is from RefSeq and is a predicted model, not a curated record.
UUGUUCCUUUUACAUUUGUUCGGAGCACUUUUUUCCCCACUGAGUCCCAUGAAUUACUUGUGGUCUGCCUUGACUGAUAGAGAAGAGUUGUUACAUCUACUUGUGGUUUGUUCAGUUUGAGGAGAGAUUGUGAAGAUAGGAAUCCUGGUUUUGCCUGGUCUGUUUGAAGGGAGAUCGUGCAGACACUCAGUAGUCCUGCUCUGUAAGUGCUGCUGGAAACGAGACUUUGCAUCCAGUGCUCUGCAUGUGCUGCUGGAAGGGAGAUCGUGCAGACACUCAGUACACUUGCUCUGCCUGUUGCUGGAAGGGAUAUAGUUCUUCUCACAGUAGUACCCUGCUCUGCUGCUGUAAAAAGAAUUUGCAUACGUGCCCUGCUCUGCUUGUGUUGCUGAAAGGGAGACCGUGCUGUCACUUGCUCAGUCUGUGUUGCUGGGAGGCAGAUUAUGCAAAAAGUACCCCUGAUCUGCCUGUGCUGAUCGACAGCUUUUUGCAACUAUUAAACCUCCUUUCUUUCCAUGUGUUGAAAUCAUUCUUACCUCACCCACAACCUGUACCGGUGAACAAGGUACCUCCCUUACCUGGGCAAAGGGAGUGGUUUCAUUCUGUUGUUCUGCUCUCAAAGCCGGAAGGAACAAUGUUGCAAAUUCAGAAAAAUUAAAAAGAAAAACAGAUUUUAGAUGGGAAGCUACAGGGUGGUUAUCCACAACCCUUUACUUCUGUUUCUUAUUUUCAUUUUGGAAAAAAAAGGAAGUGGAUUUGUAGUCAGUAGGAUGGGGAAGAAGCGGAUUCUGAUCUGGGGGCUGCUGUUCAUCGUUUACUUCCAGACCUGUGUGGUAUAUGAAGCUGCUUUAACAGUGAAGAUAGGAGAGGUGAAUGGUACAAUAGUUCUAUCCUGUAGUAAUGGGACUGUGAGAACAAAAAAAGUGGGAUGGUUUAAAGAUACCAGCACACAAACCGUUCUGGCUGUGGACAGUGACAUCCCAACUGACAAACGGUGUGCAAGAGUUAAUGAAAGCUCUCUCUCAAUAACAAGCUUGAGGAUAGAAGAUCAAGGAAACUAUACAUGCACGGACGGUUCAGAAUCAAUCUCUACUGUACAGCUGCUUAUUUCUAGUGGCCCAUAUAAUGUAUUUGUCAGCAUUACUCCCAACAAUACUUUACCAAAUGGUACAAUUUACACUACCAAAGGCCGCAUGCUUUCCUUCUUCUGCUUCAGCGACUCCUAUCCCUUACCAAACAUGGAAUGGGUGCUAAACUCACAAGAUAAGAAACCAGAGGUGUUCCACUCCUCAACCAACAACAGCACAAGCACCUUCUAUGUGUUCCAUGUGGGCAAUGACUUUCAAGGCAACUAUUCCUGCUCAGCUGAGAAUCCUAUUAGUGGCAGAAGGCAAACUUCCACACAGGAACUUCUAGUAUACUAUCCACCUACCUCUAAAAUAUCUUGUUAUGCAAACAGUUCUACAGACCUUUCCCAGCUGUUCCUCUUUUGUAAAUGGGCGGGUGGAUAUCCUGCUCCAACGUUGCAAUGGGAACAUAAUGGUAACGCACUGACAAAUCAGACCGUUCCCAGCAAUGAUACUGAGGUUCUGAUAGUAUCAGUGGAACAUUCCCAACUGAGUGACGGCCAGCAGUUUGCAUGUCAUGGAAACAACUUGCUAAUUGAAGGCAGAAGUGAAAAGAACACCUGUCAACUACAGAUAGCUCUUCCAAUACUGCAGUCUCAUCCUAUGAGGAACUGUUUCUCAGGCGAGAAUGUGACUCUUUCUUGUUCUGUAAAUAGUGCCAAUCUACCUGCUAAAAUCAGUUGGUUACAUAAUUUGAGCCAGCCUGAAUUAGAAAUCCAACCAGGAGAAAAAUAUGCGAUCUGGCAGAACAGCACCCUUUCCUACCUCACCAUUAUCAACUGCUCCCAUGAAAAAGAUGAGGGAUAUUAUACUUGUAAAGCUGAGAAUGUUCUGGGAAUGAAAGAGAUCAACGUAUGGCUGUCUGUAAAUAAACCACAUAACAUUGUGGGAUUAGUGUCUAUUCUUCUGCUCCUGUUUUUGUUGGUGGUGGCCAUAAUCACAGGGACCAUCUUAUACUGUGACCCUCAAACAUAUCUGAAAGUUAACCCUUUCCGCUCUGAAGCCACUGAUCUCCUCGUGAUAAUUGACUCAGACGAUGAAGAGGAAAUGGUUGAAGUACAAAAACCACCAGAGAUGGAUGAUGGUAAAGAUGAAGUAAUAAGUGAUCCUUCACCUGCAAACAGAUAUAUCAAUAAACACCAAGUCAUGUACCACCAACCCCCUAGCAGUGCGGUGCAGAGUGACAGCACAAAGGGGAGAAAAGAUCUGAGUUCUGAGCUGGUCAGUGACAUCGCAGAGGAGAAAGAAGAUGAGAGUCCAAGGGAAGAACUUUAAUUUUGAGAAACCUGUUUAUCACUGUCUUUUACCUCCAGAACCCAGGGCAUCAUGCACAGCUUUGUCAACGUGGGAACCCUUAAGUGCUAGUCGUGUUGCAUUAAUCCUUCCACUGUAAUAUUGUGCUGCAUAUUCAAUUUCCAUUAUUAUAAUUAUUCUCCCAGUAUGUCCUUGACAUUUUUUCAGACAUCAUAAUAGAUAACAUAUCACAAAAAUAUUAUUCUGUAAAAUUAUAUAAAUGGCACAUUGUAAUAGUCCAAGCUAUUUUUUUAACUGAAUUUUAGAGAAAAAAUGCUAAUAAGUAUCCAAGAAAUUAAAAUCUCUGUAUCCCCAUUGUUUUAAAAAUAUUUAAUUUGGGGAGUCAAUGUGAAUAUUUAUCAGCUAACAUUAAUUUAUAGGGUGGAUAAUUCUACUGCCACAUGUAUCUUUGCCGAUCAAGCUAGUAAGCAAUCAAAAAAGUUAAUAUGUUCCUAAAGCUCAUCAAUCACAAGUAAUUUCAGCUAAUAUUACCCAUGUGUGUAAUGUUAUUUAAAUGUUUAUAGAAGAGAUUUAAAAUUGGCAUUUUGUGAUGUUUUUUAUUUUUUUAAAUUGCAAUUGACCCCAAAGGCCUCAUUCUGUACUAAAAGUUAAACUCAAAAAAUUUUAAGUCACACAGAAUGGCAUAAUUUUCUGUCUAGUAUGUAAUUAUAUUUUUUAUGUCUGUCUUAAAGGGAUACUAAACCCAAAUAUUUUCUUUCAUGAUUAAGAUAAAGCAAGCGAUUUUACACAACUUUCUAAUUUACUGCCAUUAUCAAUUUUUCUUCGUUCUCUUGGUAUCUUUAUUUAAAAAAGCAUGAAUGUAAGCUUAUGAGCCAGCCCAUUUUUGGUUCACCACAUGGGUAGUGCUUGCUGAUUGGUGGUUAAGUGUAGCCACCAAUCAGCAAGAGCUUCCCAGGGUGCUGAACUAAAAACAGGGACGUCUCCUAAGCUUACAUUCCUGCUUUUCCAAAUAAAGAUACCAACAGUAAGAAGAAAAUUUGA